This is a messenger RNA of Miscanthus lutarioriparius, 696 nucleotides long. Lineage: Eukaryota; Viridiplantae; Streptophyta; Magnoliopsida; Poales; Poaceae. The record is from the annotation of a GenBank genome assembly.
AUGGGCACAGCUGUGGAUGCUUCAGCAGCUGUGGCUGAGGAGGUCACUGAGAAUAUGCUGGGUGGCAAGAAAAUUACUGUUGUAUUCGUUCUAGGUGGUCCUGGAAGUGGAAAGGGCACACAGUGUAUCAAUAUAGUGGAACACUUUGGAUUCACCCAUCUUAGUGCCGGAGAUCUUUUGCGUGCAGAGAUCAAAUCUGGCUCGGAGAAUGGAACCAUGAUUGACAACAUGAUAAAGGAGGGAAAGAUUGUUCCAUCAGAAGUAACCAUAAAGCUGUUGAAGGAGGCCAUGAUAAAAAGUGAAAAUGACAAAUUUCUGAUUGAUGGAUUUCCAAGGAACGAAGAGAAUCGUGCUGCAUUCGAGAAUGUUACAAAAAUUUCUCCUGCGUUUGUUCUAUUCUUUGAUUGUGCUGAGGAAGAGAUGGAAAGACGUCUUCUGGGGCGCAAUCAGGGAAGAGUUGAUGAUAACAUUGAAACUAUCAGGAAAAGGUUCAAAGUUUUUCUUGAAUCUAGUUUGCCUGUCAUUGAGUACUAUAGCUCAAAGGACAAGGUUAAAAAGAUUGAUGCGGCAAAACCAAUUCCUGAGGUCUUUGAAGACGUGAAGGCCAUUUUUGCCCCAUAUGCUCCAAAGGUUGGCUGCCCAACUGAUGACAGGAAAUUUGGUAGGAUAUUUAUGUUCUACAUUGCAACCCCAUAG